UACAGGUGUGCAGUGACAAGGGAUACGAGGAAUGCGCGUUAGUUACGUCUCACAACCAAUGCAUCAAGCUUGUAAAGGACAUGCACUACGAGGUUCAAGUCCAGUGCGUCAUAAACUACGGUGCUAUGUUCCUUAAGCCGAAGAUCAAAAAAGAAGUUGCAAGAAAUAUGAAGCUGACCCAGGAGCAGUACUUACUGGUGCCUGCGUGGUGGUGCCGUAAUAAUUCGAUGUGCUGGGAACUCAUCGUGGACAAGUGGUUCACACCCGAGUGGGAGGCCGCACACAACGCUGGUCGAGAGCGGCGUUUGCUUAUGCCAGGGCCAGCACAUCAUCAAGGAAGCCUUAGCAACGAGGAAUACAGAGCUAGAUGGUCCUCAUCACAUUCAGGCGCUGAGUGCUCCCAGUUCAUGGGAUGGGCUUUGGCUCACAAGGGUAAAGCGUCCGAGGUCACCGACAACCCGGACGAUCCGCCCUCGGUGUACUCCAAUCCCUCCGUCCACGCCUGCAUGAAUAUGUACACAGAGGCGGGAAGGCGGGAAUCCCUCCGUCCACGCCCGCAUUUAAAUCAAUAUGUACACAGAGGCGGGAAUCCCUCUGUCCACGCCCGCAUCAACCGGUGCUAA
Panicum virgatum (switchgrass) is the source of this 623-nucleotide messenger RNA. RefSeq lists its product as uncharacterized. The record is from RefSeq and is a predicted model, not a curated record. Gene Ontology annotation, biological process: transposition. Bases 81 to 623 code for a protein of 180 amino acids. The transcript has 3 exons. NCBI's taxonomy places the organism in Eukaryota, Viridiplantae, Streptophyta, Magnoliopsida, Poales, Poaceae.